CACACCCACACCCAUGCACACAAACUUCACAGCUGGUGUGCCUUCCUCCAGCAGAGACUGACAGAAGCAGGGCGACCGCUUUAAGCUGCGAGCGCUCAUCUCUCCUCUCCACCACCGGCGCGUCUUUCACUGCUCUUAUGAAAAACUUUGAAAGGGUGAGGGGCGAAAUGUGCAAGCAAAUCGUUUAGGAAAAAGAAGAAGAAGAAAAAGAAAGAUCAAGUCCGAGAAGAGCGGUGGAGCCGGGAGAAAGAGGGAGCUAUGCCAUCUCCCGCCGAGCGGAGCCCAGUCCUCCUCAGUUGCGUGUCGGAUCUACAGCAUGGUGUCUCUUUCUGGACUCUGGAGCCGCUGCCUCGCCCCGGGGACAACCCGUCUCCUUUUCAUCUCUGUCAGAGUGCUUCCGCUGCUGCUUCUCCUCCUGCUGACUCCCUUCUCCUCUGCCGAGACCUGCUUCCCUCACCCGGCGCCCUGCCACAUCUUGGCACGGAUCGGACACACUGUGCGCCUCGGUGCGCUCCUGCCGACCCGCCAGCCGGCGCGGAUACAGAACGCGCUCAACCGCGCCCUGGCGAGCAUCCGGCACCAGAGCAGCGGGACGGACUCCACCACCGCUUCCGCCCAGCCGGCCCCGCUGCUGCCCUACAACCUGACCCUGGAGAUGGUGGUGCGGUCGCCGGCGGGAUGGGACCCGGAGUCGUUGUCCCACAGCGCCUGUCAGGACCUGGUGAUCAGAGGCGUGACAGCCGUGCUCGCCUUUCCACGCUCCAGGGAGGAGCUGAUCCAGGUGGAGUUCCUCUCCUCUUUCUUGGAGAUUCCCUUCGUGUCCAUCCUGGAGGACACGGAGCCCCUUGUGACUAAGAACCGCUUUCACCUCCAAAUGUCGGCCCGCGUGCCUCCGUCGACCCUCGGCAGCUUGCUGCUGGCGGUCCUGCAGAGCGGCGACGGGGACAGGGACAGAGGGAGUCGAGGAGAAGGCAGAUGGGGAGGAGCAGCUGUGAUCUGCCCCGGAUGGGAUGAAGGCAGCGACGGCUUGCUGACUCACUUGCAGAGGCACAGCGGUCCUGCUUGGCAUUUGUGGGAUAUUAUCAACCUGACGCUCAUCACCGGCGGCAGAGAGAGGAGGGGGGAGGCCAGCGAGGAGAGGAGGGAGGAUCAAAUGGAAGAGGAGGCUUUGAACAUCAUCUCUUCCAGCUUCCUGCGCUCCCCCUCGCCGAUCUCUUCCGUGCUACUCAUGGGAUCUGACCCGGAGUGUCUCUCAUCUGUCCUGCGAGUCGCUCAGCGCCUUGCCCCGUCACUUCCAGCGCUGCAGUGGAUCAUGGGAUAUCCUUUGUCCCCUGAUUCUCUGCACACUCUGGGAGGUCCCCUUGGACUGCUGGCCUAUGGGGAGGUGGGACGCAAGCCGAUAAGCUUCUACAUACGGGAUGCCCUGCAGCUGGUUGGUCGAGCGGUCACUUUGGCCACCAUGGUGAAGCCGGAGUUAGCGCUGGUUCAGAACUUGGUGAACUGUUACGACAAACCAAACAGGCAUGAACUACCGUCUUCUGGACAGUAUCUUUCCAGGUUUCUGUCCAACAUCUCUUUCACUGGCUCUACGGGACUGAUCCAAGUGGACGCUGAUGUUUCUCGAGUCCUUUCCUCACAACUGUUCCACGUAUGGAGUCUUAAAAGAGGUGCGCUGGGUCAGCCAGCGUGGGUUACUGUAGGACAGUGGACCCGUGGUCGACUAGAACUUGAGGGAGGCAUUUUGGGACUGGUGGGAGGGCUCGGCAGCAGCCAGGGACAAGGCCUUGGAGCUGGUGUCAGAGGAGGGGAUGGUCAAGGGGACGGCUAUUUUGGAGGACGCUGGAGACCAGGACUUUCCGUCGAGGGACACCGCCUCCGUGUGGUGACGUUGGUUGAACAUCCAUUUGUCUUCACACGGGAGGUCGAUGAGGAUGGGCUGUGUCCAGCAGGUCAACUCUGCCUGGAUCCUAAAACCAAUCGGACUGAUAUAAUCAAUGGCCUCUUCAACCAGCUUCACAACCCCAACUCUACAGUGGUAGACUGGGAUGGAAUUGAUUUGCCGGGGGAUCUGAGGAAAUGCUGCUAUGGGUACUGCAUUGACUUGUUGGAGAAACUGUCAGAGGAUAUGGGAUUUACCUUUGACCUUUACAUUGUGGGAGAUGGAAAGUACGGCGCGUUGAGCGGGACGGGACGCUGGACUGGCCUUGUGGGGGACCUCCUGAAUGGAACAGCCGACAUGGCCGUCACCUCUUUCUCCAUCAACUCUGCCAGGAGCAGAAUGAUAGAUUUCACUUCUCCCUUUUACUCCACCAGUCUGGGAAUUCUGGUUCGUAGCCGGGACACGGCAGCGCCCAUCGGAGCCUUCAUGUGGCCGCUCCACUGGUCCAUGUGGGUCGGCAUUUUUGUUACGUUGCACCUCACAGCGCUCUUCCUCACCUUGUAUGAGUGGAACAGCCCGUUUGGCAUGACCCCCCAUGGCAGAAACAGGCUGCGUGUGUUCUCCUAUUCGUCUGCCCUCAAUCUCUGCUACGCAAUACUCUUCGGACGCACCGUCGCCACCAAGACUCCUAAAUGCUGGACGGGACGCUUCUUGAUGAACCUCUGGGCUAUUUUCUGCUUACUGGUGCUGUCCAGCUACACGGCCAACCUUGCUGCUGUUAUGGUUGGAGAGAAAACCUUCGAGCAGGUUUCAGGAAUUCACGACGACAAGCUGCACCAUCCCUCUCUGGGCUUCCGCUUUGGGACGGUGAGGGAGAGCAGUGCAGAGGACUACAUGAAGAAGAGUUUCCCGGAGAUGCACGACUACAUGCGACGCUUCAACCAACCCACAACGCCAGAGGGUGUGCACAUGCUAAAGACAGAUCCUCCGGCCCUGGAUGCAUUCAUCAUGGAUAAAGCCCUGCUCGACUUUGAGGUCUCCAUUGAUGCAGACUGCAAGCUGCUCACAGUGGGGAAGCCUUUUGCCAUUGAAGGCUACGGCAUAGGCCUUCCCCAGGGCUCUCCUCUGACCCGUAAUGUGUCAGAGUUUGUGAGUCGCUACAAGUCUGACGGCUUCAUGGACAUGCUGCAUGACAAAUGGUAUAAGGUUGUACCCUGCGGAAAGAGAGUCUUUGCAGUCACCGAGACUCUGCAGAUGGGCAUCCAGCAUUUUUCAGGUCUGUUUGUGUUGCUGUGCAUGGGUGUCGGCGGAGCUCUGCUGACCUUGGCAGGUGAACACACCUUCUAUCACCUGGUGGUCCCCCGCCUCCGGCGCUCCAACACCCUGCAGUACUGGCUGCACACCAGCCAGAAAAUCCACAGAGCGCUCAACACUACAUAUGAGGAUGUCGGGAAGGAGCUGACCGGCCUUGACCAAAAGCCCUCCUCUUGUAUCUCAGAAAACUGCACCUUACACAGGAAACAGCAUCAGCCCUCUCCGCCGUCACCACCCACCUCCCUCCCUGCUUCCACCACAGCUGGUGAAACCGGAAGCUCCUCGCCGUCUCAUGAGCCCAAGGAGAAACGCGUACACUUUGACCUGGACACGCUUCACAGCUACCGCCUGCGCACGCACACGGCGUCGGUGCGUGGCCGGCCGGGCAUGGUCGGCCGUCCGGGCCUCGGUCUGGGAGGGUUUGGCUUCGGCAGCCUGGGCAGCUUUACCUCUCCGCCUCAGAUCAAUCUCCAUGUCAACGGAGGUCCGGUCUCUACCCUUGCGUCCACGGGUUUGGUCCUCUCCCCCCUGGGAAACAGGGCUACUCAGACCAGCCUGUGGGAGGGGGAGCUGCAGGAGCUUCAGGUGAAGAUCGAAACCUUCCGCAACCAGCUGAGAGAGGCUCUGGCUCGAAGAGCCGAGAUCCAGACCAGCCUAGACAGAGAGAGGAGCGGGCUGGUACGACGGGACACCAGCCUGGACAGGGAAAGAGACAGACAGCGGGUCCAGACUAUCAACACAGACAGAAGCAGUUCCACUCUGUCCAAACUCCCCGAAAGAGACAGGACCAGCCAGCUGCAAACCCUGAACAAUCAGCAGACAGGAAGGCCCAGCCAGACAGCUGGAGCUGGGACCGCGGGGCUCGGACAGACCAGCCAGUUAAAUACAGUGAACAGUUUGGACAGAGGAAGAGCCGCUCAAUCACGCCCCGUCGUCACUGUGACGGGAGAAAGGACUGUCCAGUCACGCACUUCCAGUUUGGAGCGAAGUCAAGUCAACCAACAAGGUGCUGGAAACAUAACCGUGCAGACAAGGAACACUUCUAGCCUGGACAGACAGAAGGCCAACCUAUCACGCACUCUGAACACUUUGGAGAGGACAAAAGCCAACCAGUCAAGUGUGAGCAGCGGAACCUGAUUGGUUCUCUGACGCCUUCUGGUGUGCAGGAAUUAACAGAGAACUAGUCAGGUGGCGCUCUCAUAGCCGCGGGAAGAUGGAUCGGAACGGGUUCUGGACAUUUCACCCUUUUGCCAUUUUGUAGCUUUCGCAGCUUUGGUCUUUUCCUACGUGACCUUUUCAGGUUUGAAAUGGAGCCGUCUGCCACAGGAGGUUUCGUACUGACCCAGAGUCACCUGAAGGCCACACUAACUAAUUUCAAAUAUAUCCAACUUGCAUUCUGCUGUAAGAAAACGUGACUCCAAUUGGAAAUAUGAGCACAAGACAUCUUGGUGUGACACGUUUCUUGUGUUUUUUGCUGUUUUGUUAUAUCAAGUCAAAUUUUAAUAUAAGAUUAUAAUAACCAGAGUAAAUACAAUCAGCGGUUUGCAAACAAUGACUUCAUAUUUAAAUGUAGCAAUCAAUGUAUGACUAAUAAACGAGGUGCAAAUUGGCAAAGGGGUGAAUUGACUCGGAUUCUGUUGGAGUUCAUCGGGUUAUUUUUGUAGUUGGGGAGUGAGAUGGCAGAAAGCGGGAAAUGUUUAUUCACAAUUUCAUUUGUAGCAAUCCGCCUAAUUUUAACAAUUUCCACUCUCGCUUCAUUUUAUACCCAGAGACAAACGCGAAGCUGACUCUUGAGCGAUGAUGAAACUUCCACAUUUACCCUGCAAUAACAAAAAAAAAAAACUAGUCUUAAGAAAAGCAGCAACAAUUGCAACGGUGUCUUAAUCUCCUAAAUCAGAUAGAUUAAAACUGGUGGAAGAAAAACAAGUGAACUUUCGGUGGCGGUUCACAUCAAGAUCGAUUAACCACAACUGAUUAAAAAGAAGAUGGCCUCUGGCAACUACAUAAUCAGUGGCAAGAGGGCAGAAAAUCUAUUUUAAUCACGUUAAAAGACGACUAACUAAAUUAAAAAUUUGAAAAGCAAAACAACAGCCUGACACGAGAAUUUGCAGAAAACGAUGUAGGAAAGAAGAAACUGUAAGGAUGGAGCGGCAUAUACUGAAAAUACUUGAAAUCGCUAAAUUUAAUGGACUCAAACUGUAACUGUCUUGAUAUUAUAUCCUGUCCUUAAGUCACUAUGUCAAGAAAUGUUUUCUAUUUUUAUUCCUUUCUCUGCUAAAUAAGAUAUAACGGGUGGAUGUUUAACGGGUAAUGGAAAUGGAUGAUAUUGGAAUAUGAUUUACUUUGUUUUCCUUUUUAUUGAACCUUUGUUCAAUGUCUUGUUCCCUCGCUCUCUCUUUUUACUUCUUCAUUUUUUCUGAAGUAAGAUCAAACUUCACACAGAGGCCGGGUUUCUACGUAUGCAAGAUUAUUUGGGCCUGUGUGUUUCAGAUCAAAAAGUAGGAUGCUGUGUAAAACAUAAAUGCAAAUAAUACGUGGAGGAGAAAACGUACAAAUAAAAAGUAAAUACAAAAAAAUCCCCAAAUCCAUCCUGCUCUCUGAAAACUGCCGCGUAAACAAUCCAUUUGAUCUCAGCUGGGAAAUAUGGACAGAUCUGGAGCAGAAACUCUUUAACACAAUGGAAUUAUGGGAUAUUUACAUUUGUUAAGUCGAAAACCUUUCAGCUUACGGAUCGCCAGGGUGGCAAAAAAUCCAUGCGGAAAAAAAAAGAAAACUCUGACGGGAUGCAAAGUUAUUUUUCAGUACAAACAUUUUUAUAUUUGUUACAGCCAAGGGACAAAGAUUCUGACAUUGUUUCAGACCACCCAGCUUUUAAAACAUGCCUGUGCCGCUGCUAAUUAAGAUGUGGAGACAAAUGCGGUUUUGCAAAACAAACAUUUACAUAUUUACAUUCCACUUUAGCGACUUAAGUUCAAAGCCAAACAAUAAUUCGGGCCCAAGCACAGUCCAACACAUCUUCUCUGCCUCCAGUCAACGUGGGGGGUUUUUAACCGAGAGAGAUUGAACAGACUAGUUCCUUGUCAGCGCUGCUCGUAGGCCCGUUUCCAUGACAACGCAUGACCAGGUGACCUAAGAGAGCAGGAGAGAGUGAUGAGAGAGAGAGAAAAAAAAAACGUUUUGAAGUUAAAUUAAUAAACUGGUAAAUCACAUUUUAAUCCUACCAAGUAGAGCAACGCAAAUCAAAAGAAGCGCAUUUAUGAAUUAACAUAUCUGGUUAAAUGGAAAGUACAUAAAUGCAACGCCUCACCGUUUUACAUCAACAUUUAUUUAUUUUUAUUUUUUUUUACUAAUUCUUUGAUCAAAAUGUGACUGAAUAUAGCUAGCACUAGCUUUCCUUAGCAGGUAAAAGGCUAAUGCUAACUUUAUUAAACAGCGUAUUCUCUAGAGUGGACUAAAGUUAUUAAUAUGGCCGACUGACUUAAAUAUUACUAUUUAUUGUUUCUGACCUACGUAAGAAGUUUAUACAUUUAUGUCACUGUUUGGCACUCUAAAGGCUUUUUCUCGUGUCUUAAAUAAUCCAAUAAGCCGAGUCAGAACGGUUGACCCAGGUGUGGUUAGAAUUACCCGACAGCAUAAGCACAGCAUCUGGGUGAAACAAAUAUUUCACUUUUACUUUACGUUUUAAAUAUCUUUGCAGCCCUGUAGUCAUUCUUGCAACUGACUGGGAAAGUAAUUAAACAUCAGAGCAACACAGACAUAUUAUGCAGUUGUAAUUCCCGAAACAGUGAAAGCUGUAAGUACACAGAUGAAACCGUGGAUAACAUCACCUGCGGGAAAACUUGACAUCAACACACUGUAAUAACGAGUCUUUCCAACUGAACAGAUUGUUCCUGUUUUAAAGCUUUAAACCAUUGUGCAGUCUUUUCUUUUUUGUGUGUGUCCCUUUCUCUGUUUUUGGUUGCAGUCAAUUUCUGUUUAAGUGCCUGUUGUUAAAGAGUUAGAAGCUGCUCAUUUUUGCUGAGAUCCUGAGUUACAUGCAGUGGUCACGUGUGCAGUCACCAGUAAAAUAGAAGAGUCGUCUCCAUAAACAGGUUUCAGCUCGAAGUUCUUUGUCAGUGCUUAAAACAUUUUUGCAGUUCUGUUUAAGAAUAGACUAUUAAUGUUUUACACAGCAUCCCAGAUCUUUUUGGAAAGUAAAGUUAGUUGUGCAAUAUAUUGCCAAGGCUGAAAGCACAUGUAUAUGUACAGGUAAAAAAAAAAUUAUGCUGCUGAAAAAUCCACUGAGGUGGUUUGACCCAUCACAGAUUUGGUUAACUCAGCUUUUUUUUUUUUUUUUUUACACAUUUGAUUUUUAUCAUCCAUUUUUUUUGUCCUCAUGUCUCCUCUAACCCCCAUCCUAUUAAGGUGCAAUAUUAAAUUACUGCAAAGUACCUUUAAUUAAAAUCCCAUCCCAUUCCUGGUCAUUCUAUUUAGGGUUUGACAGCUUGCAAAAACCAAGUACAUUAUUUGGAUUAUGGAAGAAAUUAUUAUAACAAAAAAAUGACUCCAGAAAAGUUGCGAUUGGGAUACAACCUCUCCUUGUUUUGUGCGCCCUUCCUUUUUCGACAUGUCUUACUUUUCAUUUUCUGGACGCUCAUGCAGGUAGCCAGUUGCCCACUAGAGGGAGACGCAUCUCUGCUUCCCUGUGGCUAAGGACCGUGGAGAGGUUCUAGAGACAUAUUUUGAUUAACAAAACAAAUGAAUCAGUUCACGUGGUUCGCGUAUAAAGACAUAACAGCAUGUAAAAGGUGCAUUUAUAAACUUUGUUCUGCUACGGAGGCAAAUGGUUUUACAAAGUCUCUCCAGCAUCUUAACAAUGCAGUUCCACUUACUACUGUCUUUGAGAUUCUCAAUCUCUCCAUGCAGAUGUCAGAAAUCUGAAAACGUCACCUUGAUUUUUUUUUUCUUUGUUUUUUGUUUUAUUUGGUGAUACUAAUGUACAUUUCAGCAUCUCAACCUUUGCUGUGGUGUGAAGUGGUUGUGUUCACAUGCCAUGGUGUCUUAAAGGACGUCAAAUAUUUUAGGACUUUUGUCGAGGAAAAGCUUGUGGUACUGGAUAUUUAAAGAGAUACUUUUAAAUUAUCACUUAUUAAAGUUAUAUCGACAUAUUAAUACAUUUUAUGCAUAAAUGGACAUUCUCAUGUUUUGAAAUAAACAUUUAUAUACUGA
Molecule: messenger RNA, 8401 nt
Organism: Poecilia reticulata (guppy)
Lineage: Eukaryota; Metazoa; Chordata; Actinopteri; Cyprinodontiformes; Poeciliidae
Gene: grin3ba
Product: glutamate receptor, ionotropic, N-methyl-D-aspartate 3Ba
Biological process (GO): monoatomic ion transport
Cellular component (GO): membrane
Molecular function (GO): signaling receptor activity; ligand-gated monoatomic ion channel activity
Source: RefSeq, a predicted model, not a curated record